GAAGGAUCCAACAGCACAGCAUCAUGGCCUCCAUUGAUGGUGAAGCUGCCGAGCAGGAGGAGCGCCUCAAAUCUGCACUCUGGUACUCGAUCGGUCAAUUCGUCGACGAUGCUCUCCUCACAGACGAUUUGAACGCAACACCACAGUUCAUUGGCGCUCUGACUGAGCUGGUGUACACACAGAUCGCAAACACAGCGAGCGACCUCGAGACCUUCUCCCGGCACGCCGGCCGCAGAGCCAUCAACACAGACGAUGUCAUGCUACUCACACGCCGCAACGAAGCUCUCGAAGACAUCCUACGGCAGGAGCUGGAUCGCAUGAAAGCUGCUGAAGGCAGAGGAGAGCAACAACAGACCGUCACAACAGGAAAGAAGCGAGGAAGGCCUUCUGGCGGUGGUAAGGGUAAGGGGAAGGGGAAGGCUUAGAAGCUAUCUAGAGUAGCGACUUGAUCACGGUGUUCUGGGCGUUGAACUUGACAUGAUACCCGUGGGCAUGCGAUGCCCACAAAUGAAUUGGACACAAUGAAAC
This is a messenger RNA of Macroventuria anomochaeta, 528 nucleotides long. RefSeq lists its product as uncharacterized. The transcript is spliced from 3 exons. Lineage: Eukaryota; Fungi; Ascomycota; Dothideomycetes; Pleosporales; Didymellaceae. The coding region runs from base 24 to 425 and encodes 133 amino acids. Gene Ontology annotation, molecular function: chromatin binding; protein heterodimerization activity. Gene Ontology annotation, cellular component: FANCM-MHF complex; Fanconi anaemia nuclear complex. Gene Ontology annotation, biological process: replication fork processing; resolution of meiotic recombination intermediates. The record is from RefSeq and is a predicted model, not a curated record.